Molecule: messenger RNA, 6422 nt
Organism: Onychomys torridus (southern grasshopper mouse)
Lineage: Eukaryota; Metazoa; Chordata; Mammalia; Rodentia; Cricetidae
Gene: Bmp6
Product: bone morphogenetic protein 6
Exons: 7
Coding region: 829-2361 (510 amino acids)
Biological process (GO): SMAD protein signal transduction
Cellular component (GO): extracellular region
Molecular function (GO): growth factor activity; cytokine activity
Source: RefSeq, a predicted model, not a curated record
UGCCGUACCUGAGCGAGACGCGCAGCAGAAAGCCCACGUUGGCGGCUGUCGGGAGCGCAGCGCUCAGAGGCGGGAGACUGCGAAAUCCCGAGCCGACGCUGCAGCCUCUGCUCUGCGCCCGGGUCCUCUUCUCUCCCAUCGCCUCGGAGAGUGGGAUCCUCCGGGUAUCCGAGAGACCGCCGAGCGGAAAGCGAGAUCCUGGCCGCCUCCACUUGGGGAGGCGUGUGAGAUUCCGAGGGGGAGCGACGGUGCCCGUGGGCGGAGGGGCGCUGAGUUUCCAGCUAGAGGGAAGUUAAAGCUACGCGGAGAAGUCUGGCUUUUCGGGACGCGGGGUCGCCACAGCCGGGGACCCGCGACGGGGGAAACUUCACGAUUGUCCUACGAGCCAGGAGGGACGUGCGCAGGGAUGGUGCCCGGCAUCGCCCCCAGCUCCUGAGCUGUUGCCACGGGUCCCCCUCGGCCAGCCUUCUGCGAGGGCACAGGGCAGCGCGUGUGUGCGGACUGCGAGUGACCGCGCCGUGACCCGUCCAGGGGUGCCGGCUGCAGCGCAGUCCUUCCGAGGACACACCUGGCUCAGGCCGUGCGCCUCCAGAGACCUGUGGGAGAGUGGAGAUCCUGGCCAUCGCCCCUUCGUCUCUCCUCCGCCUGGGCUUCUGGGGGCGCCGCGGAUGACCAUGAGAGAUAAGGACUGAGUGCCAGGUACGGGAAGAGAGCCAGCCGAGAGGUGGCGGGGAUUGCCCACGCCAAGGGCCACAGCCGCCGCGCUCCGGCCUCGCUCCGCCGCUCGACGCCUCGCGUGGCCCUCCGGGGCAGCCGGGCCGGGCGGCGAUGCCCGGGCUGGGGCGAAGGGCGCAGUGGCUGUGCUGGUGGUGGGGGCUGUUGUGCAGCUGUGGACCCCCGCCACUGCGGCCGCCUCUGCCGGUAGCCGCGGCCGCCGCCGGGGGGCAGCUGCUGGGAGCCGGCGGGAGCCCCGUGCGUGCCGAGCAGCAGCCGCCGCCGCCGCAGUCCUCCUCUUCUUCGGGUUUCCUCUAUCGGCGGCUCAAGACCCACGAGAAGCGGGAGAUGCAAAAGGAGAUCCUGUCGGUGUUGGGGCUCCCGCACAGGCCGCGCCCUCUGCACGGCCUCCAGCAGCCUCAGUCCCCCGCGCUCCCGCAGCAGCAGAGCGCCCGCGAGGAGCCCCCUCCAGGGCGACUCAAGUCCGCUCCGCUCUUCAUGCUGGAUCUCUACAAUGCCCUGUCCGCCGAUGACGACGAAGAGGAUGGGGUGUCAGAGGGAGACAGGCGGGAACCCGGGCCCCACGGAGGGGCCAGCUCAUUCCAGCUCAGACAGCCGUCUCCAGGCGCUGCACACUCCAUGAACCGCAAGAGCCUCCUGGGUCCCGUACUCCGCGGCGGCGGCGGCGGCGGCGCGUCCCCAUUGACCAGCGCGCAGGACAGCGCAUUCCUCAACGACGCGGACAUGGUCAUGAGCUUUGUGAAUCUGGUGGAGUACGACAAGGAGCUCUCCCCACGCCAGCGACACCACAAAGAGUUCAAGUUCAACUUAUCCCAGAUUCCCGAGGGUGAGGCGGUGACGGCUGCAGAGUUCCGCGUCUACAAGGACUGUGUUGUGGGCAGUUUUAAAAACCAAACUUUUCUUAUCAGCAUUUAUCAAGUCUUGCAGGAGCAUCAGCACAGAGACUCUGACCUGUUUUUGUUGGACACCCGUGUAGUGUGGGCCUCAGAAGAAGGCUGGCUGGAAUUUGACAUCACAGCAACUAGCAAUCUGUGGGUGGUGACACCACAGCAUAACAUGGGACUCCAGCUGAGUGUGGUGACUCAGGAUGGACUCCACGUCAACCCCCGUGCGGCGGGCCUGGUGGGCAGAGACGGCCCUUACGACAAGCAGCCCUUCAUGGUGGCCUUCUUCAAGGUGAGCGAGGUCCAUGUGCGCACCACCAGGUCAGCCUCCAGUCGGCGUCGCCAGCAGAGUCGUAACCGUUCCACCCAGUCACAGGAUGUGUCCCGGGGCUCCAGUGCUUCAGACUACAACAGCAGUGAAUUAAAAACAGCCUGCAAAAAGCAUGAGCUUUAUGUGAGCUUCCAGGACCUGGGAUGGCAGGACUGGAUCAUUGCACCCAAAGGCUAUGCUGCCAACUACUGUGAUGGAGAGUGUUCCUUCCCGCUCAAUGCGCACAUGAAUGCCACCAACCACGCCAUUGUACAGACCUUGGUUCACCUUAUGAAUCCUGAGUACGUCCCCAAACCAUGCUGUGCACCAACUAAACUGAACGCCAUCUCGGUUCUUUACUUUGACGAUAACUCCAAUGUCAUCUUGAAAAAAUACAGGAAUAUGGUUGUGAGAGCUUGUGGAUGCCAUUAAGUCGAAGCUAGUUGCGGGGGGGUGACUCUGCCUUGGAUUCCUAACUAAAUCUGCCUUAAAACACAUGAAGAAGCACAGUGAAGUGGGAUGAUGACUAUCUGGAAGCAUCUCCUGCUGGUGCCUUAGCCCAAUGGGGAUUUCAUGAAGACCUUGCUGAUGACUUCCCCAGUUCAUAACUGAGCAGUUGCUCGUCUGUCGGAAGUUGUAAUGCUUCAGGACAGGCCUGGGAACUGCAGAAAUGUGUGAGCUCACUUCCUCCAGUCCCACCCAGACUAAUUUUAGCAUUCAGAUCUAGCUGUUUGUGGUGUUAGUAGAGAAUAACCUCGAAGGAAUAUUAAAUAUGCCUGGCUGAAAGACCAGUUGGUUCAGUAGCACUCAUCAGUGGGAGAUUGUGCAGAUAACAGACUGGAGGGGAAGAGAGAGCUCUAUCAUUCCCUUCCCAGCAAGGCCAGCUCACCCAAGACCUGCAUCCUGGCCAUCAACAUGCUUUGUGGAGGUGCCUUUUGUCUGCUGAUGCAGUUACAUGUUUUUUGUUGACUCUUGGUGGUGUGAGAUGUACUAAUUUUGUCCAAAGCAAAGUGUAGCAUUUCUACACCUCUCUCCUCCCUCCGUUUCUGAAUUCUUUACUAGAACCCAAAGUAGAUAGACCAUAUUUUGUGGAAGGGCCGUGAGCAUCUGCAAUAGCCUCCAUCUAAACCAUGUAACAGCAAAAUGCGAUUCUGCAUCUCUUAGGCAGACUGGCUUGACAAGCGCAUUAACAUCAGGAACACGGGCUCCAACACACCAGCUCUCUCCUAACUCUGUUCUUUGCCUUUUCCCUACAGUAGCAUUCCAUGGCUCAGGGCUAGUCUACAGCAGAAACCCACAGAGGAAGGGCCCCUGCCUCUAAGAAUGGGUUUGUUGAGAUGAGCAUGCCAUUUGUGAACCAAAACCACAAUUUCCUCUUGUAGAAAGUAAGACUCCGAUUAAAUCUUAGAGUAUUUUCUAGAUGUCCUUUUUACAAUCAUGUACUGGGAAAGCCAAUUUCAUACUAAACUGAUUAAAUAAUACAUUUACAAUCUGUAACUGUACUUACAGCUUUUUUUGUAAAUAGAAACUAUAAUUUAUUGUCUAUUUUAUAUCCAUUUUGCUGUAACAUUUAAGCAAAGACCAGACUUUUCUUUAAAAAAAAAAAAAUUUAUUUAGAAAGUAUAAACCAAUUGUACCACUUGAGUUUUCUUUUAAUACAAGACUCAUGAUGCAAAGCUGAAGCCACUGUGAGCUGGGCCUCAGGAGCUGGUUUUCCAGGACAGCUGUGAUCCACACAUGAUUAAUAAUAAAUGUCCAGAAUGGGCUGGCAGGGGGGCCUUUGCUGCUCAGGAGUAGAUGUCUUGUUUCUAGUCUCCUUACCAUACAUUCUGUGCCAGGUGUUGAGUUCACCUGCUCAUGGAAAGUGAAGGGCUGGGCACAAAGUGCUUCUGAGGACAAGCACACAAUGCGAAGACAGACAGAGGCACAGCGCGAACUUAGCUGCAUCUUUGCAAGAGUGAGAGCAGCAAUGUCUAAUAUCCAGGACGGCAAGAAUUAGAAGGAGCUAGUGUGACAUCCAACCUUGGGCUGGGGCAGCCCUGCCAACUGCGGUCUUUGGUCUUGAGGUCAAAUGAACCCCACUGCUCAUACAUUAGAAAGUCAGCCUCCUUGAAGGUGGACAUCAUAGAAACAAACUGCUGGAAGGACUUAGGAAGUGAAUUAGAGCUGUUGCUAGGAAGCCUGAGUGGGGGUGCAGAGUCUCCCUGGGCCUGCCUGGGCAAGCCUGUAAGGCGCUUUUGCCCCAGGAGGCAAACAGAAAGGUGAGGACCCACUGUGCUGCCUUCCCACAUCCUCACUUUCUGCAGAAGACAUCUACACCUCCCACUUUAUGCAAAGCAGACAAGAGGAUCCUUUGAACAUCCAUCAGAAGUACCAUUCAUUAUGGCUCACCUCUCUCAACUAGAGAAGCACUAACAGAACCAGGAACCCAACAGUGGCUACAAAGGUAUCUUCAAAACUCUGUGGAUUUGUGUUCUGUUCUAAAAUCUCCAAACUAUGGACCACCACAUUAUGAAGUCAAUUGUGACCUUCAGAUCAGAGGGACAUCAUCAUGCCACCUUUCCAGAAUUCAGGCAGUUCAAAAACCUGCUUUUGGAUGAGGCAAUCCCUCAGGAACCAACAGAGUUCAGCAAUUUGGUUUUCCUUCACAGUAUUUUAGUAGCAAGGGAAGCCAAUUUAAUUUUGUCAAGAGAAAGGAUGAAUCGCCACUGAGAAUAUUUGCCCAGGGACCAUGAGCUAUGGUCAGAGAGAGGCAAUCACAAUCCGCAGUGUGCGGGGGCUCAAGAAGCACACAUGGAGACACUACACGACUCAGUACAGGCAGCUUUCUGACUAACCACAGUGGACAGGCGGCUCUCCAUCUGAUGUCACUCCUGUGCACUGGGCGCAUGAAGCCAGGGUCGUGACGUCAACGGGGCUUCUAGAGUUCAUCCUUUGCCUGGCGCAGGACGAAGCUGUGUAAAGAGUCAAGGUCUCUACCUCCAUUGUGCUCACCCACUUUUUCACCUCCUCGGAAAAGCAGCAACGUGGGAUAGCCUCGGACCUUUAAAAGACAGAAGAAGAGAGUACUUUACAUCACACCUAAAUUGUUCCUGGAGACUGGAGUGGCAGGGGAAGUGGCACAGCCAGUAAAGUGCCACCCACGGAAGUAUGAGGACUUGACUCUGGAUCUCCAGCACCCCUGUAAAACCAGACCCUGGGGUGCCCAUCUGUAGUGCCAGUGUUGGAAUUGAGCCUAGGGGUUGAGAUUGGCCAGCCUAGCCAAUCAGUUCUAGGGUCAGUGGAAGAUAAGGUGGACGGUGACUAAGACAGACAUCUGACAUCAACUUUUGGGAGUUCACACAUACAUGAGCACAUAGGUAAGGCGGGGGAUUCUGUGACUAAUGUCAGUAGCACAGUAUGACUGGGGUACGUAUGAGGCCCUGGUUCCGUGCUCAUCAUCACUACACAAGAACCAAUAUAAUAUAGCCCAUAACAUCCAUCAUAGAUAAGCUCAGAACAAACACAUCAAUAAGCAGACAGACACUCUAGCUAUGGCCUUUACCUAGGGUGGUUUAGAUGUAUAGAUUUCUUUUAGCCCCAUCCUUCAGGAUGCUUGUUUAUAACUGAAUGCUGAGCCCUCUGGUGGUUAGGACAGGGCACCAGGCAGCUCUGGGCAGGCAGGGCCACGAUGGCUGCAGCACACCUCUCUCAACACCUGGCACCUCAGUACUGUACAGCUAGACCCAGCAAGGCCUCAGAACCUUCUCUGCAGCAGAGGAGAAGGCUGGCCUUUCAGAGUCCUUUAUUUCUCAAAUGGCACAACUCAAGAUACAAGCUACUCUCUAGAGAGGUCCGGACAGAGUGAACUCAUUCCAUGCUGCCAGGUGACAGGCCCCUGGGGUGCUGAUCCAAAUCUUCAGUUCGCCUCCCCGGGAGGUACCCACCGAGUACUUGUUGCAGACAUUCCGCUCAGCCGUGCAGUCUACUUCUGCGAUGGUGACCUCUGCCAAGCCAGGGAAUUCUUUUCUAGAGAGCUCCUCCCAGGUAGGAGCCAGGUUUUUACAGUGGCCACACCUACGAGAGAACAGGGGCAGCUGUGCUGAGAUCUGGGUUGAGAUCACCCUGUUUCACCUUCAUGACAGUCAUAAUAUCCUCAGAAUCCACACCAUCAAAUUCUCUCACAGGCUACACAUGGGCCCUUCCCUUCCCAAAAAGGAAUUCAGAGUCAUGCCACAUUUGGUAACCUGACAGGUUUGCAAGGAAAGGUGGAUUCUAUGCCCACUUCCACACCAUGGUGACGGGAGCAGCCGGGGUGAACGGGACAGUUAGACUGGGCUGCUGGGUGCAGAUUCCCUGACGCUUUGGCCACUCCCAAGAGGCCACAAGGAAGUUAGGCCCGAGUCCUGCCUUUUGUGCCGACAGUCACUGUCUCUGUCCUUCCUCACAACAGGAGGGUCUUCUUUCUGCACACUCUGUACAGUCUUAGUGUUUUUCUAAAUAAAAAAUAACUG